Molecule: messenger RNA, 1542 nt
Organism: Gopherus evgoodei (Goodes thornscrub tortoise)
Lineage: Eukaryota; Metazoa; Chordata; Testudines; Testudinidae
Product: olfactory receptor 1020-like
Exons: 2
Coding region: 1-1542 (513 amino acids)
Biological process (GO): G protein-coupled receptor signaling pathway; sensory perception of smell
Cellular component (GO): membrane
Molecular function (GO): odorant binding; olfactory receptor activity; G protein-coupled receptor activity
Source: RefSeq, a predicted model, not a curated record
AUGGCGCAUGGCAAUCACACUGGAGUGUCGGUGUUCAUCCUUGUAGGAUUCAAAGACAGUCGAUCGCUGCAAGCUAUCCUCUUUGGGAUGUUUUUGUUUAUCUACACCAUGAGUCUAGCAGGGAACCUCAGCAUGAUCUCUUUAAUCAGGAUCGAGAUGCGGCUACACACCCCCAUGUAUUUUUUCCUCAGCAACUUGUCCCUUGUAGACGUCACUUACUCUUCCACUAUUGCCCCUAAGGCACUGGUCAACUUCCUAGCAGAAAGGAAAGUCAUUUCCUUUACUGGGUGCGCCACGCAAUUUUUCAUUCACUCCUUCUCCGUGAACUCUGAGGCUUUGCUUUUGGCUGUGAUGGCAUACGAUCGCUUCAUAGCUAUAUGCAAGCCACUGAUGUACACGCUCAUUAUGUCCAGGAAAGUCUGUGUUCAGCUGGUAGCGGCAUCAUACAUUUAUGCCUCCAUUAAUGCCAUUGUGCACACAGGCUCUUUGUUCAAUCUGUCCUUCUGUGGUCCCAAUAUCAUUGAUCACUUUUUCUGUGACAUCUCCCCACUCCAGAAACUCUCCUGCUCUGACACUCACAUGGGUGCCACUCAUCUGGAAUAUAUGGCACAUGGCAAUCACACUGGAGUGUCGGUGUUCAUCCUUGUAGGAUUCAAAGACAGUCGAUCGCUGCAAGCUAUCCUCUUUGGGAUGUUUUUGUUUAUCUACACCAUGAGUCUAGCAGGGAACCUCAGCAUGAUCUCUUUAAUCAGGAUCGAGAUGCGGCUACACACGCCCAUGUAUUUUUUCCUCAGCAACUUGUCCCUUGUAGACGUCACUUACUCUUCCACUAUUGCCCCUAAGGCACUGGUCAACUUCCUAGCAGAAAGGAAAGUCAUUUCCUUUGCUGGGUGCGCCACGCAAUUUUUCUUUCACGCCUUCUGCGUGAACUCUGAGGCUUUGCUUCUGGCUGUGAUGGCAUAUGAUCGCUUCAUAGCUGUAUGCAAGCCGCUGAUGUACACGCUCAUUAUGUCCAGGAAAGUCUGUGUUCAGCUGGUAGCGGCAUCAUACAUUUAUGCCUCCAUUAAUGCCAUUGUGCACACAGGCUCUUUGUUCAGCCUGUCCUUCUGUGGUCCCAAUAUCAUUGAUCACUUUUUCUGUGACCUCCCCCCACUCCAGAAACUCUCCUGCUCUGACACUCACAUGGGUGCCACUGUGCAUUUCCUCCUUUCCGUCAUAGUUGCAUUAAGUACUAUUCUGGUCAUCCUUGUUUCCUAUGUUUCUAUCAUGGUGGCAAUCUUGCGGAUCCACUCCAACCAGGGCAGACGGAAAGCUUUCUCCACCUGUGCCUCCCACCUGAUGGCUGUGUCCAUACUGUACGGGACUCUGUCCUUUAUGUACUUACGACCCACAUCCAGCAACUCAGUGGAGUACGACAAAGUGGUGUCCGUGUUCUAUACCCUUGUGAUCCCCAUGUUGAACCCCCUGAUCUACAGCCUGAGGAACAAGGAGGUGAAGGACGCCUUGAGGAAGACAAUAUACCAGAAAAUUAUUCCUCACUGA